Messenger RNA from Pygocentrus nattereri (red-bellied piranha), 4661 nucleotides. RefSeq names its product neutral cholesterol ester hydrolase 1. Lineage: Eukaryota; Metazoa; Chordata; Actinopteri; Characiformes; Serrasalmidae. Gene Ontology annotation, molecular function: carboxylic ester hydrolase activity. The transcript is spliced from 5 exons. Bases 65 to 1300 code for a protein of 411 amino acids. Gene Ontology annotation, cellular component: membrane. The record is from RefSeq and is a predicted model, not a curated record.
AGCUGGGAAUGAGGGGCAGCGCUCGGAGGGGCUCUGCGCCUUCAGGCUGCUCGUGGUGGAGGUGAUGAUGAGGUCAGCUGUGCUCGGCGCGGUCCUGCUGGCAGCGGCCACGUCCUAUUACAUCUACCUGCCGCUGCCCAGCGCUGUGGCCGAGCCGUGGAAGCUCAUGCUGCUGGACGCGGUGUUCAGGGCGAUGAUGCAUGUGUGUAAUUUGGCCCAGGAUCUCGGUCUGGCUCACAACACCCGUGUCCUGAACUACAUGGUGACACUUGUCGAGGUUCGGGGGCCGCAGUCCAGCGAGUCCGUGCGGGUGACUGAUACUUCCUUUGAGGGGGUGCAGGCCCGGGUGUUUGAGUCCACUUUACCCGGCCCGAGACGCCUGAAACGAGGGGUGGUCUAUUUCCACGGAGGAGGGUGGGCCCUGGGAAGUGGACGAAUGCGAUCCUAUGACCUCUUGUGCAGGAGGAUGGCUGAGGAUUUGGAUGCAGUCAUUAUAUCUGUGGAUUACAGACUUGCCCCUGAAGUUCAUUUCCCGGAGCCGUAUAAUGAUGCUCUGCGGGCCUGCAGGCACAUCCUGACAGCGGAGGUGCUGGCGCUGUUCUCUGUGGACCCGGAGAGGGUGGCUGUGUCGGGUGACAGCGCCGGAGGGAACCUGGCUGCUGCUGUGGCUCAACAGCUGGCCUUGGACAACAGCGUCUCUACCAAGUUCAAGGUACAGGCCCUUAUCUACCCUGUGCUCCAGGCCCUGGACUUCAACACACCUUCUUACCAGCAGAAUGGCAACGUACCCAUCCUCUACCGCCCCCUCAUGGCCCGCUUUUGGCUCGAGUACCUGAAUGGGGACCUGAAGCUUGUUCCUUCCCUGCUGGCUAACAACCACACAGCCGUGAAUCAGGGCCAGGAAGCAGUGGUGGCAGCUAAGGCUAAGAUGAACUGGACCAACCUCUUAGCACCUGCCUUCCAGAAGCACUAUAAGCCGGUGGCUCCUUGUCUUGGCACCCCUGGGCUCCUAGAACAGCUGCCUGGCCUGCUGGACGUUCGGGCAGCUCCUUUGUUGGCCGAGAGAGAGGUUCUAAAGCUGGUCCCGCCAGCCUACAUCAUGACCUGUGAGCAUGACGUACUGCGGGACGACGGCCUCAUGUACGCACGCCGCCUGGAGGAGGCCGGAGUGGCCGUCACCAGUGAUCAUUAUGCAGAGGGUUUCCACGGUUGCAUGGUCUUUGGCUUCUGGCCUGCACGUUUCACAGUGGGGAUGCAGAGUAUGAGGAACUACAUCCACUGGUUACAGCAGAACCUCUAAGCUCCUGUAGAACCUGCAGGCUCUAGAAGAACCUGUAGUGUACUGUGCAACCUGUGAGUGUCCAUAAAACCCACAGGCUCCUUUAGAACCUGUGGGCUCUAGUGGAACCUGUAGGCUCCUGUAGAAUCUGCAGGCUCCUGAGGAACCUGUAGGCUCCUGCAGAGCCUUCAGGUUUCUGUAGAACAUGAAGGCUCCUGUAGAAUCUGCAGGUCACCAGUAAAGCAAUGGUUACCAAAACUAGUCCUUGGGACCUGGAGAACCACUGUCCUGUCCAGUGUUUUCCCUGCUCUGAUGCGACAUUCAUGAUAACUGGGAAUUUGGAAGUGUCAUAUUUAAAGCUUCCCACUUUAUAUUUAAUUCGAUUGUGAGUUACUACUCCUGUCCCAGCCUACAGUUUGCUGGCUAGCUAUACCUUGAUCCCGCAAAUGCAGCUUUCCUAGGAUGCCAUAGUUUGCAGGACAGCUGGUCCUCUGCUACAGAACUCGCUCGCUUUAGGUAAGCUACAGCACUACUUUGUCGGACAGUCUACCUUCCUGGAGACCCUUUGGGCUGUGCUCAAACUAGGUCAGUUCUCUAUGGCUACAUUUUACUGGGAAAUGGAGGACCUUGCAUAGAGUCCGCAACUGUACUAGCCUCAUUAACCUUGGCUAAGCUAAGGGUGCUAUCAGCCAGCUGGCCGACCCUAGCCCCUUUGUGCUACAUGAGCUAGUUCAGUGGCCCAGUGGCUACAUUUCACACCAUGAGCCCUGGCUGCCGUUAUGGCUUUCAGCUAUGCAGUACUUGAGUAGCCAAGCCCAUCUGACUCAAACACCAUGUGAGGUGAGCAUGUUUUGUGUCCAGGCAAUAGGUUAGCCAGAAUAUCCGUUUAUGGAACAGGGCUAACAGGCUACAGGUUAAUACUUCUGCAUUAUCUUAAGCCUGGCAUAAAAUGAAGAAAUAAAGGCCUCUAGAGGCUCAAAUAAAACUGCUAGCAUCCUUUUUUGAGGUCGUAGUAAUAAUUUUCAUGAAGUUGAAUCGUAAUUUUAUAUACUUGGCAAUUUUUUUAAUGAUUUAAAUUAGUCUGGGUGGUUAAUAGCAUGUUUUUUCUGUGAUGUAGUAAAUUCAGAAUACAUGUAUUACUGAUUUACACAGACUUUAAAGCAUAUCAUAUACAAAUAGAAACCUGAGAAACUGAUAAAAAGCUUAAAACUAUCUUGUUCGUAUUGUGCUGUACUGAGCGCCACCAACUCAGAGACGUUGGAACUCUUCUGAAGUUCCCACUUACAGAGCGGAAAUUACUAGUUAAGUAGUAGUUUAGUGGAUUUUUCAUACUUUUACAGCUUCCCAGUUCCGUCUUAGUCAUGAAGGCAUCAGAACACAUCCACUUCAUCUCAGCAGGGGCUUGCUAACUAGCUAAUUAGUUGCAGCAGGUCUGCUGGGAAAAGGAAAAGUGGGCACUCCAGGACUGGUGUUGGUAACCACUGCAGUAGAGCAUUUGCGUGACUGCUCCAAUGGUCAUGCAACAGGUAAAAUCUACAAAAUAUUUUAUUAGCUGAGUCUGAAAUGCUUGUAAUACCUCUUUAGGAUACAGCAAUGCAACAUGACAAUGCAAAAUCGUGAGCUCCGACAAUGCUUAGAGAGUUCUUACUGUAGUUAAACAUGCACUGGCAGGACUGGUGCCACUAAAGCUCUACCAUAGAACACGUGCCGGACUGCAUUCCUGGAGGGCGGCAGCACCGCAGGGUUUAGCGUUUGCCCUGCUUUAAGACUUGAAAGGAAUAUUCCUGUUUUUCAGCCUGAUCUCUGUCUGGUGCAUCUGUUUCAAUUACCACAGACAAUAUUUUCAAUUUCAAUUCCUUACAAAAGAAGCCAAAUGAAUCUGCGAGUAAAUGUAAAUUCAUGACUAAGCAACACAAAAUCGAAACUUCAACCAUCAUAUCAGCAGUGAGACACCCAAGCUGUUAUAUAGGUGUGUCCAGCUUUCAUUUCACAUGUAAAAACAGCCCUGAUUACUUUCUCUCGCUUAUUUGGUAUUUAUGCACAACAGGAAGGAGCAUCCACACCACUACACUGGUCACAACUAGUCACGACCUCAACUAGUCUUGUCUCUGAUAGCUACUCAUGCAGAUUUAUAGUAAGCAGAAUUUCUGGUCUUUUUUCAGUUCAGGGAAAUGUCAGAAUUAUUAUCUGUGCACUGCAGAUGGACAUGAGGCUGAAAAUGACUGGAGUGUCCCAGUAAAUUCAUCGUAUUAUUCAGUCACUAAUCCUGAGGCUUAUUGUUCAGUAACUGCUGUGAAUUAACAUAAUCUGUGUAGUUAGUGACCCAUCAGCAGUGGAAAAUGGAAAUGGAAAUGAGUGACUGCUGAUGGGUCAUUAAGGGUUUAAGGGGUUAACACACCUAAAUCAUCUCAGCAGCUCACUGUCAGGCCUUGAUGAGUUAAUCAGGUGAAAAGUGCUGUGGCUCUGGGGAAUGCAGUCUGACAGACUGGUACACAGAAAGCUUUAAAAUUGUAUAACUCUAUGAAACACAUCAUAUAUAAUAUAUUUUAUUGUGGUCUAUACUUUAUGUAUAAUCUUUAGUUAAAUUUUAAUUGUAACUAUUCCAGAGAUUUUUAUGACUCCCAAAAUAUGAGAAUAUUUUAUACUAUAUGUGUAUGCUGACUUGUACAGGGCUAAAACACUGUUGUUUAUUGAGUCUGAUAUACUUGAAAAACACUGCAUAAAGAAGGUUAAAGGGGAAUUCUGCAGAUUUUUCAACACUUCUGCAUAAUUCAGUGGUUGAAAUGUAAACAAAGUCAUUGAGAAUGGUUUGAUGUGGAGAAAUGUACUGAUGUAUGUCUUUACAAUGUUAGUGACAAAAAACCAGACAUUAUAAUGUCCACAACACAAACAUAACCAUGUUAUUUUCUAUCCAACAAAAGGUUUUGCACAGGUACUCAAGUAAUCGUUUGAGGUGCCAGCAGGAAGAUGGGGAAAAUAUACAGAUCACUAGCCACGUUUACAUGCAGCCUGUUAAUCCAUGAAUUGUCCAACUAAUAGCUCAAUUGGAAUAGAGUAUGUUCAUAUAAACACCUCAUUUGGAAUAGUCUAAUUGGAUUGAAGCCAUUCAGGAAUACAAUUUCUACCCGAUUGAACAAGGUGGGUAAGGCCGUAAAUAAUCUGUUAAAUAGAAGAAUAAUAUCUGUGUAAACACCUGUAUCCGAUUACAUUCCCUAUCUGAAAGUUUAGUCUGUUCUGCAUGUGCGUCGCAUCAUAGUGCCAUUUAUAACGUUCAACAAGGCGGAGCAGAAACUGGUCUGCAGAGGAAAGAAAGUUUAUGCUCUGAUCUUUAAAAAUACGGCGGUGGGACGGACGUCCAGUUUAUGUGUCUCAGAGCACGACG